GAGAAGGACGCAGACAUGAUGGCCGGCGUUAGAUCUGAUAUGCAAACCAUCCGUGAUACCUUCAACCUGGAGGAAGUACCUCGCCAGGCAUACUACAUCGGCUUGGCUGGUGUACUUCCAUAUGCCGCGACAUCGGCUGCUACCGUCUACAGCGCAUGGGAAAUCCACAAUGGAGGCUACUUGAUGACUGAAAAGACUGCCGAGCUUGUUCUCCAGAUCCUCGAGCCUCUGCAGGUCGGCUACGGCGCUACUAUCAUAUCUUUCCUUGGCGCCAUCCACUGGGGUCUCGAAUGGGCCAAGUACGGUGGUGAACAGGGCUACCCGCGCUAUGCCAUUGGUGUCAUCUCUACAGCGCUUGCCUGGCCGACUAUCCUCCUGCCCGUCGAGUACGCUCUGAUCUCCCAGUUCCUCAUCUUCAAUUUCCUCUACUACACCGACUCGCGCGCAUCGAAGAAGGGUUGGGCACCGGGCUGGUACGGCGUCUACCGCUUCGUCCUUACCUUCAUUGUUGGCGCCUCUAUCGUGGUUUCCUUGAUUGGUCGUGGUCAGGUAUCUGACCGUGUUGGACGUCUUCCAGGCCCAGCCGACCGGGUUCGUCAGCUGCGUGAGCAGCAGGCAGUUGAAUCUGAGAAUGAGGAGGAAGCCAGGAGGAAGUUCCUCGCUUCCAAGGGUGAGGAUGAGGGUGAAGACGAAGAGUAGAACUCUGCACAGAGAUCAAGCAGAUAAGGUUGAAAAGCCGCAGAAUCCAACACGUUCUAGCGCAGAACAGAAGGACGUGACCACAUGUAUACAACUGCACUCAAGGGACUCGAGGAAGUGGUCCUGGCUUGGGAAUGGCCACUAUACACAUGUCAAUCAAAACGCAGUCUUCGUUUUGGGGUAGCUUUGACUAGGUACUGUAUGAGCUGACGAUGUCGCACUCUG
Molecule: messenger RNA, 924 nt
Organism: Pseudocercospora fijiensis CIRAD86
Lineage: Eukaryota; Fungi; Ascomycota; Dothideomycetes; Mycosphaerellales; Mycosphaerellaceae
Exons: 4
Coding region: 16-699 (227 amino acids)
Source: RefSeq, a predicted model, not a curated record